CGCAUAUGGUUCCUAAUCAAUUGACGAUUGAUGCGUCCGACCCCUUCUGUAUUAUCGAUUGUAUGUAUUAACCAGGGAAAAGUAAGUACUGCAGUUCGAGGUCAUUUUAAAUGACAACCUAAUCCUUCGGUGACAUGGAGUCAAGGGUUUGUGUUUUGGGAGCUGGAGUGAUAGGCUUGUCAGCUGCUGUGAACGUGCAACUCUUGAUCCCAGGCGUGGACAUUACUAUACUAGCUGAUGAAUUUGAAGCAGAAACUACCAGCGACGGGGCAGCGGGGCAUUUUGGGAUUACGAAGGAGCGGACAAAUUCGGACAUCAACAAUUUAAUCCGCUGGGCCAGGGAUUCUUUUGAAUGGUACCACAGAAUAUGUAUAUCUGAAGAUGCCAAUAUCGCCGGAAUUCACAGAUUCCAUGGUUACCAGCUGUGGAGAUCAGCGAAACCGACUCCAUUCCACAGCAAAUUUGAUUACGCAUAUCGUAAAUUGUCCGUUAGAGAGCUAAAACAACUUCCAGGCAAUCAUACAUAUGGUUGGGCGUCGGAAACUUUGAUGGUAGAAUGCCGACGUUACCUGCCGUGGCUCAUGAACAAAUUUAGAGAGAAAGGUGGCAAAAUAGUUUGCCAGAGACUUAGGAACAUUAAUGAGAUUGAACAGUUUUACGACGUCAUAGUUAACUGCACGGGACUCAGAAGUAGGAAUCUGUUCCAGGACAAGGAAAUAGUGCCAGUCCGAGGUCACACAAUUCGCGUGAAGGCGCCAUGGAUUAAAAGUUUCUACAUUGCCGACGAUGGUGAUACAUACAUUUACCCAGGUCAGGACAAUGUAGUUCUUGGUGGAACUCGGCAACGAGGCGAGGAGAGAUUAGAGAAAGACCAAAGGUACUAUGACGACAUCAUGAGGCGAUGUUGUAAUCUAGUUCCUUCACUCAAACACGCGGAGAUCGAGCGUACCUGGGUAGGACUAAGACCUUGGAGAUCGGGAGGGGUACGACUGGAAGUGGAGACCAUUCCUGUCAGAGGCAGGCCUGUUCCUGUGGUGCAUAAUUACGGACAUGGAUCAGAUGGAGUCUGUCUAAGCUGGGGGUGUGGAGUACAUGCAGCAUGUCUUGUUAAACAACAGCUUAAUCAACAAAAUGCUCAUCAGAAACUCUCCAAGUUAUGAAACAAGGAAUCAAACCAAGUCCAGAUACCGGGUAUUUAAUUAUCCAGUUGUUGAUGAUUAUAUCAGAAUUAUGCUGAAUGUAUCACUGAUGUUUUACUUAAGAAUCAAGAUUGCUUUUUUUCCCUCAUAAAACUUAUAAAACUAUGCAAUUUUUUUUUAACUAUAGGCAAGUUUUCCCAAAAUUGAUGUUUUUUACUUUAUGACUGCGUAUAAACCUGAAGUUGAAUAACUGUUUAUCAAAUCUGAAAAACUGUUAAAUAAAUAUCCAAAUACUGAAUAAUUCAUACCGAAUAAAAAGAGCGAAGGCAAAUUUGACUGGCAUUUGAAAGAAAUCUAGAAACUUUUGACAAGUGAACAAUUUUCUAAUCUAUUGGGUUCCUGUGAAACAAAUAUUUUGAGUUUUAUAAUAAAUUAUUUAUGAUCACUGACUCAAGUGUAUUUUAAAGCCUUGAAAAUAUAAAUGUGUAUUUUAUGAUAAAGGAAUUCUAUGAAUUCUGUACUAAUUUAUAAUUAUCAUCUGGACUUCCAGAUUUUGGAUAAAUUUUACGAAGCAGGAACUUGCCUAUUCCCUCAGACUGACAUGCUAUUGUUUUUAUAUUUCAUUUACAAGAGGUUUAUAGUAUCUAUGCAUACUAGUAUAUUAUCAGCUUAAAAGCAAUGUUUUACAUAUUAUGUUAUUAAAACUUAUUGUGUGACUGUACAAAGUGUGAUUUAUAGGAAGUAUUUGAUUCACAUGUUAAUUAAAUAACAGACCCUAACAGGAGAUUUAUUUUAUAUAUGCAUUCAAUCAAAAGCAAAAAUAACCCUGUAACAAUAGCAAAAAAAAAAAAGCAGAUGGUACUGUCAGAAAAUAAAUGGCAGAAAAACAAGAAGGCCAAUAUUUAGAUCCCCUAAAUUGGUUUUGCUGAUUAGAAACAUAUAUAUGCAGCACUGUCUCACACAUUGGUAAUAUCUGAUAAUUAUUGUAGUCAAUAAAACUUAUCAAUUUCUGAA
This is a messenger RNA of Saccostrea cuccullata (small rock oyster), 2153 nucleotides long. Its product is annotated as D-aspartate oxidase-like. Gene Ontology annotation, cellular component: cytoplasm. The transcript is spliced from 9 exons. The coding region runs from base 135 to 1160 and encodes 341 amino acids. NCBI's taxonomy places the organism in Eukaryota, Metazoa, Mollusca, Bivalvia, Ostreida, Ostreidae. Gene Ontology annotation, biological process: D-amino acid catabolic process. Gene Ontology annotation, molecular function: FAD binding; D-amino-acid oxidase activity. The record is from RefSeq and is a predicted model, not a curated record.